Molecule: messenger RNA, 1231 nt
Organism: Pristis pectinata (smalltooth sawfish)
Lineage: Eukaryota; Metazoa; Chordata; Chondrichthyes; Rhinopristiformes; Pristidae
Gene: mrpl19
Product: mitochondrial ribosomal protein L19
Biological process (GO): translation
Cellular component (GO): ribosome; mitochondrial large ribosomal subunit
Molecular function (GO): structural constituent of ribosome
Source: RefSeq, a predicted model, not a curated record
CUUGAGGGGAGAAUGGCGGUGUCGGUGGGAGCGGCGGUGCUGCGUGUUCGGGGCCGCGCAAGGCCGGGACUUGUGUUUUCAUCAAUACGUUUUUUAAGUUCCUCAGCAACUGAUGACAGAUCUUCAAAAUUUCAGCCUCCACCAAAACCUGUUAUCGUAGAUAAAACUCAGUCAAUAGCAUCACAAAGAAGAUUUGUAAGUCCAGAGUUUAUAAUGAGAAGAGGGAGGACAAAUCCCCUAAAAUUCAUCAUAGAGAGAAAGGACAUGAUUCAGAGGCGUAAAGUACUGAAUAUACCAGAAUUUUAUGUGGGAAGUAUUCUGGCUGUUACAACGGCAGAGGCCAAUGCUAAUAGCAAAGCUAACAGAUUUGUUGGAAUCUGCACCCAAAGAUCAGGAAAAGGAUUAGGUGCCACUUUUGUACUCAGAAACAUUGUAGAUGGACAAGGCAUUGAGAUCUGCUAUGAUAUGUAUAGUCCGUCAAAUUCAACAGAUUGAAGUAUUGAAGCUAGAAAAAGACUGGAUGAUAACCUAAUGUACCUGCGCGAUGCUCGGCCAGAGUACAGCACUUUCGAUUUUAACAUGAAGCCAGCGCCCCACUCUGGUUCUGAGGUCCCUGUCAAUUCACUGAAAGUUAAAAUGAAACCCAAACCAUGGUCAAAACGUUGGGAACGGCCGCGGUUCAAUGUGCAGGGUAUACACUUUGAUUUAUGCCUCACAGAAGAACAAAUGGAAAAAGCCAGAAAACAUGAUAAACCUUGGCUUAAAUAUGAUAUGAUGAGAGAAUACGACACAUCCAGGAUUGAGCUGGAAUUGCAAAAAGAGCUGAACAAAUGAAACAUUAGUGUUGUGCUUGUGUAGCCUGAGUCAAGCACUACCAGUAUAUUGAACACUUGUCACAACUGUUGGUACCAGAAACAAAGUGAUUUGUUUUAAUGAAUUUUUGACAAUUUCAGUCAUCUGGAUGGAAGCUUUAUUAUAUUCAUAUUUAUAAAUAGUAACUACAGAAUUUAGCUUCAAGAACAUUCCAUGUUGAUAAAUUAAUAAAAAAUCAAUGAACUUGGAAGAUCUCAGUAUGAUCAGACGGAAUUGUUUCAUAUUCAUGACGGUAUGCCAAGAUGAAAAGCGUAUUUUAUCUGUGCUUACAUCAUAUUGUCCUGGCUCCCAUCAAAGUUAAAUGUAAACUUGGAGAAAUAAUUGUUUUGAAUUUAAUAAAAACUUCAGGUAUGAGUCA